Messenger RNA from Impatiens glandulifera, 702 nucleotides. RefSeq lists its product as uncharacterized. The transcript is spliced from 2 exons. The coding region runs from base 1 to 702 and encodes 233 amino acids. NCBI's taxonomy places the organism in Eukaryota, Viridiplantae, Streptophyta, Magnoliopsida, Ericales, Balsaminaceae. The record is from RefSeq and is a predicted model, not a curated record.
AUGAAUCAUCAUGAUGAACAAGUUGAAGUCAAUCCUAUUAUUAACGGUGGUGGUGGUGGUGAUGGUGGUACUCAUCAUCAUGAUGAUGAGGGUCUGAUGAAACUGGAUCAAGACUUGAUGAUGGGUUGUACUUAUAAUAAUAAUUCAGCAGAUACUAAUUCUGAAUCAGAAGAGGACAACAAUACCAACUUUCUCAAAGCAUAUCCUCCACCACAUCAAUAUCAGAGCAGCAAUAUUAGUAUCAACGUUAACUCCCCACCGCCAGCAACAGCAGCAGCAGCAGCAGCAUCAUCAUCUAAACUUGAACAAGUCCUCCACACCCAGCAACAGCAGCAACUGAUUCCAUGGAGAUCAGAAGAUUAUUUCACGAAUCCAUUACCCCAUCCACUUGCAUUAAUUACGUCGUCCAUGGAUCAAUCUAAUAAUUACCAGAUGUAUCCGGCCCCAAGUCUAAAACCACCUCCUUUUGCAAACCCAGAUCAUCAUCAUCAAUAUCCCAACAACAACAACAACAACAACAUGAUGAUCAAUAAUAUUGCUUAUCAUAAUAUUCCAUUGUACGGUACUAGUACUGCAACUUCAUCAUCAUCAGCUGGCUGUGGUGGUAGCAGCAGCAGCAACAACAGCAGCUAUGAUCAAUCUGUGUCUGAGCUGCUUUUGAUGACAGGAGCAAUAUUCAGGAGGCAAAGAGCUGCUUACUAA